Molecule: messenger RNA, 1837 nt
Organism: Dendrobium catenatum
Lineage: Eukaryota; Viridiplantae; Streptophyta; Magnoliopsida; Asparagales; Orchidaceae
Product: beta-galactosidase 8
Biological process (GO): carbohydrate metabolic process
Cellular component (GO): vacuole
Molecular function (GO): beta-galactosidase activity
Source: RefSeq, a predicted model, not a curated record
UGAGAAGCCUGACGCUCUUAUUAAAAAUUGGCCGAAUUCAGAGUGGCGGAGCGGCACAAACGCCCGCGCUAAUUGGUCAUGGCGUCCCGAGGAAUCGCAUUGCUCUACCUUCAAUUCCUACUCGCCGCCUUCUUUUUCGUCUCCUUCAUUCCAGCUCUUGCGUCUAUUCCUAAGCAUUCGAGCUCCGAUUCUUCUCGACCCCAUAGUUUUCAUAAGGACAAUAUUCGAGGCUUCAAAAUAGCUGGUGACAUGUUCUGGAAAGACGGACAGCCUUUUAGGAUCAUUGGCGGGGACUUGCAUUAUUUUCGUGUUCUUCCUGAGUAUUGGGAAGAUAGACUGCUAAGAGCAAAAGCAUUGGGCUUGAAUGCCAUCCAGACAUAUGUUGCGUGGAACUUGCAUGAGCCUUCGCCCCAGAAGUGGGUUUUUGAAGGCAUUGCAAAUAUUGAAUCAUUUCUAAACCUUACACAAGAAUUAGGAUUUUUGGUGAUGCUUCGUGCUGGGCCGUAUAUAUGUGCAGAAUGGGAUCUUGGUGGCUUUCCUGCUUGGCUACUUUCUAUAAAGCCUUCUCUGAAGCUAAGGUCUUCAGAUCCUAGGUACAUUAAUCUGGUUGAGAGAUGGUGGGGAAUUUUACUUCCUAAAAUUGCUCCAUUUCUGUAUGAGAAUGGUGGCCCUAUUGUCAUGGUUCAGGUUGAAAAUGAGUUUGGAUCAUUUGGGUAUGACAAAACGUACCUUCGCUACCUAGCUACUUUGGCCAGAAGACAUCUUGGGAAUGAUAUAAUUCUAUAUACUACAGAUGGAGGCACUAAGGAUACAUUAGAAAGGGGUACAAUUCCUGAAGAAGGCGUUUAUGCAGCUGUUGAUUUUUCUACUGGAGAAAAUCCAUGGCCAAUAUUUGAGUUGCAGAAGAGGUAUAAUGCUCCCGGCAAAUCACCUCCUUUAUCAGCUGAAUUUUAUACAGGUUGGCUAACGCAUUGGGGUGAACCAAAUGCAAAAACAAGUGCUAGUUAUACCGCUGCUUACCUAGAAAAGAUCUUAUCUUGCAAUGGUUCUGUUGUUCUCUAUAUGGCUUAUGGCGGAACCAACUUUGGAUUUUUUAAUGGUGCAAAUACUGGUCAAAAUGAUUCUGACUACAAGGCUGAUCUUACUUCUUAUGAUUAUGAUGCUCCAAUCAAAGAAUCUGGUGAUGUGGAUAAUCCAAAAUUUGAAGCACUCAGAAAUGUGAUUGAAAAGUACAGCCCAAUGUCUCUUCCUCCUGUACCUUCUUCUAAUGAAAGAGCAAAAUAUAGGAUAUUGAACGUGAAUAAGGUUGCAUCUCUUUUCAAUGUUCUUGAUAUUUUAUGUUAUCCUACGGAGGUGGUUGAAACUGACCAGCCCAUUCCAAUGGAACUAGUUGGCCAGAUGUUUGGUUUUAUGUUGUAUGUAUCCCAAUACAGUGGAAAAGGAAGCAAUAGCACUCUUUCUAUUCCAAAGGUUCAUGAUAGAGCCCAAGUGUUUAUUUCAUGCACAGCAGAUGGUAAGGGGGAAAAUCCAACAUAUGUUGGUACUAUUGAGAGAUGGUCAAAUAAGGAACUUGAGCUUCCCAAUUUCAAAUGCUCAUCAAAUAUUAGCCUAUUUAUUUUGUUGGAAAACAUGGGACGCAUAAAUUAUGGACCAUACAUUUAUGACAGGAAGGGAAUACUUUCAUCUGUAGCUUUAGAUGGCUAUAUUCUCCACGGUUGGAAAUUGUAUCCGAUUUCCUUGGACAAGCUAAGCCUUUCAAAUGAGACUCUAGUCAGAAAACUGGCAGAAUCUCAAACUGCCAAGAUUUCUAUCCAGACUAGUAUAAAAUUUCAUUCAG